CCCCUUCUCCCCCCCCCCCCCCUCGACGUCAUGUCAUGCUCUCUUCCGCCCUCCCACCCCAGAUCCUGGCAUCACAUCCUUCGAGUCAGGCCAUAUACUUGGCCUCGGCCCUGAUUGCCCUGAUCUACUUUGCAUGAAUCUGUUCCCAAGCCCUGCUGUUAUUCUACCCACUGUUUAAUCAUCACACAUUUGGUCACUGCCACGGGCGUGGUUUCUCUGUUCUAUCUCUCUACCCGUCAUCAUCACCGAGUGGCGUUUCCAUCCUCACAUUCGACAAGUCCUCCCCUUCCACGGGCGGGUCCCGCUUUCUCUUCGACCACGCUCUUUACAACUUACCGGACCUUUUUAAUACGGUCAUCGAAUUCGACUGAGGGAGCCGCGAGAAGGGCAGUUAAUACGACGGAAAACAGGCUGGUCUGUAGUCCAGUCAUCCUAAUUCGGGAGCAACAGGCGGUGGAGUCGCGCACACAGAGAGCAAAAUGCUUUGGCAAAGGACGCUCGUGGCCUCCUUCCUGGCGACAGGGGCACAAGCUGGAAUCGGGGGCCUAGUCGUGGAGGGCUGGACGCGCAACAGCCCGGCGAUGGAGCGGAGGUUAGAAGAGGUGGCCAAGGCAAACCUAAUGGCGCGCGGAGAUCUCCUGGUGACAAGAGCGGAAGAGGAGGGGAACGAUACACCACUCAAAGCCGAUGGGAGCCUCGACCUGGAAGCGUGGAACACUCAGACGGACAAGGCCUGCCAAGAGGCGUUGAGGAAGGUGGGAACAGCAUCGAACCCGUCGGGCGCCUGCGUGUGCUACAACUUGCCACUCAUGAACAACGCGACGGGCGCAUUCGAGGCCGACUUGAGGCUGUAUCAGCUCAGCAAGCCCAGGGGCGACUUCCAGGGCAUCCCACAGGACAAAAUCGAGGUUGAGUUGUCCUACAAGGGCGCGUCGGUGUCCGAGCUCAAGGAGACGACGGAGGUCCCUGCAGCGGCGUCACUCAGGGCAAGGCAGGACGACGGCAACGGCACAGAUCUCAGGAUGCUGCAGUCAUACAUGUUUCUCGGGCAGGUGGAUAAAGACAAAAUGUCUGGCCAGAUGACAUCAGCACAACUCCAAGCGCUCGUCAUGCCGAUCGUGACCCUCAAAGCCACCAACGGCGAGGGCAAGGAGGUCACCACCAACGUGUCGCCCAACGAAGCCUCCUUCAUCUCGGGCGUCUUCUCGAAAGAAGUGGUCAUGAGCACGUUCCUCACGGCGCAGCAAGCUGUCGACAAGGAGGUGGCGAGCCUCAAGAACGGCACGACCGCCUUUGUACUCCCUGGGGUCCAGCUCAUGAUCUUCCCGAUCGGUCUCAUCAUCACCAGCAUUUGGUUGUUCCUUGGGCUGGUUGCCUAUGGUAUCGGCACGUACGAGCGCUACAACUUCCGGGAGAUGCACAGGAGGAGGAUUGCGGUCGUUGAGAAGGGGGGCGUGGCCAGGAUUUAAGCAUUCCAGCAUUGGCUAAUGGUGCUGUGAGUGAAAGAAUAUCUUCUGCGUUCCUUUUUUUGCAUCUUUUUACAUCUUUAUACCAGACGCUCCGUGAGAGCGCGUGUCUUUAUUUUGCAGAUGAUCUUUCUACAUCAAUACCGUCACACAAGGUCGGGUGUGUUUACUCGACACAGGGUAAUUGCCAGCGGCAACCCCUCUGUGAGGUACAUACUACAUAGUCUUUGGAAAUCAGUAAAUAACACGCAGCAUUGUCUUACCGGCUGUUGGUUAACAUAGAAGAUAGAGUGUCAAAAGACUUCUUCUUUCAG
Messenger RNA from Chaetomium strumarium, 1780 nucleotides. RefSeq lists its product as uncharacterized. NCBI's taxonomy places the organism in Eukaryota, Fungi, Ascomycota, Sordariomycetes, Sordariales, Chaetomiaceae. The transcript has 2 exons. The record is from RefSeq and is a predicted model, not a curated record. Bases 480 to 1469 code for a protein of 329 amino acids.